CCCAUUAGCCGCAUUGACUAAAAACCUAUAUGGUCUAGACGAGGCCACGAUCCAAAGUGAAGCCGGAAACCCAAGCUUGGUCAAAAAGCCCAAAAUGAGAAACAUAAAUUGAAAAAAAGAAAUUCAAAAAGGAAAAAAAAAAAAAUAUCGUGAAGUGAAGAAAUCAGGAACAGAAGAACGCCCCAGGCUUCUCCAUCACCACACCAGGUCGCUUCUACUCUCCGAACUCUGCUACGCUACAACGAAUAGCUUCCGAACUUUGGAUUGUUUUUCACUCGCUUUGUAUCUCUCUCGCUCUCAGUCUCCUCUUCUCCACAGCCAUGGCGGCCUCUCUGCUCUCGCCGUUCUCUGCUCCGUCGACGGAGCUCUUAGCUCCCACUGCCGGCCUUCCAAAAUCGUCUUUCCUCUCCAGUACGAACCUCCUCUUCUCCACUGCCAAUCCACUGAAGCAGAGAGAUGCAGUUCGGCGUAGAUGCUACACAUCUCCUUCCGCCUCCGGGAAGCCUUUUGACCGCAUUCCUCAGCGGUUCCGGCAAGAAAACCUCAUCGACGGACUGAUGGAAAACUACCAAAAUGUUCCUCGGCAGUUGUAUGGGCUUUCUCCUUCACAAAUGGACAUGUUUAUGACUGAAGAUAACCCCAUUCGUAGGCAGUCUGAAAGAGUGACAGAGGAAAGCAUUUCAUCUAGAUGCAACUAUCUGGAUCAUGGUGGGAUGUACACUACAUCAGGUAUGACGGAUAUGGGUCCAGCAAAAUAUAGCAUGAGUGUGAGCAUGUAUCGGGGUGGAGGUGGGAGGGGCGGAAUUGGAAGGCCGAGAUCCGCUCCUCCGGAUCUGCCUUCUUUGCUGUUAGAUGCUCGGAUAUGCUAUCUUGGAAUGCCGAUAGUACCUGCAGUCACCGAGCUUCUUGUUGCUCAGUUUAUGUAUCUGGACUAUGAUGAUGCGACAAAGCCUAUUUACCUGUACAUAAACUCAACUGGGACGCAGAAUGAGAAGAUGGAGACUGUUGGUUCUGAAACCGAAGCAUUUGCCAUUGCUGAUGCUAUGGCUUAUUGCAAGUCAACUGUCUACACUGUGAACUGCGGGAUGGCAUAUGGUCAAGCUGCAAUGCUUCUGUCACUUGGAGCCAAAGGCUAUCGUGCCCUACAGCCCAACUCAUCUACAAAGCUUUAUCUGCCUAAAGUCAAUGGAUCGAGUGGGUCUGUCAUUGACAUGUGGAUCAAGGCCAAAGAGCUGGAUGCAAAUACGGAUUACUACAUUGAGCUGUUAGCUAAAGGAACUGGGAAAUCGAAGGAAGAAAUAAAUAAAGACGUUCGGCGACCAAAGUAUCUGAAUGCACAAGAGGCAAUAGAGUAUGGCUUGGCAGACAAACUGGUCGACUCAAGUGACGAUGCAUUUCAGAAACGGGACUACGAUGCAUUGCUUGCUCAGUCUAAAGCUAUGCGUGCCGCGGCUGCUGGUCCACGAGCAGCUCCUACCAGAUUUGGUUGAUUAUCAAUUAGAUAGUCCGUUAUGCUGCUACUGCUCAAAACUAUUAUGUAGUGUACAGAACUCGUAGCAGCUCUUCACAAGGUUUACCUUAAUGUUGCCGGGGGCAAAGGGUUUCUGUUAUAUGGUUCUCUAGUUUACUGGAACAUUUCUCAACUAGGGCACACCAUACAUUUGCCCCACUUUUUACCCGAAUACAGCUCUUUGUCGUAGAAUUGCCAUGAGAAUGAUGUAGCUUUGAACUUUCCUGAACUACUUAUGAAACAUGUGGCAUAGGUGCACGAUGAAAGAAAACGUCGAACCCUAUCAAUGGGGUUUCGUUGCGCGCUGCAAUUGUUAAUUUCAAUCCCUACAUUUUCCCUAAGUUGA
Molecule: messenger RNA, 1856 nt
Organism: Linum tenue
Lineage: Eukaryota; Viridiplantae; Streptophyta; Magnoliopsida; Malpighiales; Linaceae
Source: the annotation of a GenBank genome assembly